AGCGAGUCAGCGACAGACUGAGCAGAGCAGCAGCAAGAACUUGUACAGAUUGGUUAGACAGAUCUCUCCACAGUUCACAUCUGGACUUAAUCUAAAACUGGGACAAUGGCUCUGCCUACAAGUUUCCCAGCUGACAUCACCAACACUACCAUAAAUGAAGAUCUGGUAAAUACCAGCAACAAAUGUCCUGAAACAGAGACUGACCAGAUGAUCUACACUGUGGUGCCUGUGUAUGUUCUCAUCAUCUCUGUGCUGGGAAUUGUACUUAAUAUUCUGGUCCUGUUGGUGUUCUGGCUCCACAAGAAGGCCUGCACCGUACCAGAGAUCUACCUGAGCAACAUGGCGGCUGCUGACCUCCUCCUGAUGUGCUUUAUGCCCUUCUGGGCUGUCACCAUAGCCAACAAAUACAGCUGGUUCUUCGGUCUCCACAUGUGUCGACUGGUCAACCUUUGCAUUGUCAUGAACGCCAACUGCAGCAUCUACUUCCUUGUUCUGGUUAGCAUAGACCGUUUUUUGGCCCUGGUGCAUCCACUGUCUCAUGAUAGAAUACGCAGCCGAAAAUGUGCUCAACUUGGUUGUGUGCUGGUCUGGUGUUUUGGUUUGAUCCUCGGUAUCCCCACGCUCAUAUGCAGAAAAGUCAAAGAUUACCCUGAAACUAAUUCUUCUGAAUGCUCUUUUGGUUGCAGUCCAAAUGUAUUUUAUACAAAUGAGGGGCUUCAGACCGUGUUCGGCUUCAUCAUCCCAGUUGCCAUCAUUUCCUGCUGCACCGUCAAGAUCAUUCAAGCUUUGAAAAAUCGACCAGUGGAGGGUGCCAGGAUUCAGAAAGUAGAGCAUAAGGCUACUUUUCUGGUGCUGGUAGUGCUGGUGGCAUUUCUGAUCUGCUGGGUGCCAUUUCACAUAAUGAGGAUGAUAGAAAUCUUCCUAAGGACUGGAAUCAUCCCUGGAAAUAGCAGCUGUGAAGUUGUCCGAGUCUUCGACAUCUGCAUGCACACCUUUAACUAUUUUGCCUUUUUUAACAGUGUUCUGAACCCUAUCCUGUAUGUGAUCGUAGGAAAGAAUUUCCGUACAAAAAUGCGAGAAGUCUCCAAGAGAUACACCGAGACAAAAUCAUCAUCCACACGACUGACCACCAGCUCAGCCUCGACAAAAACAAGCAUAUGAAGGUUUACCAUUUUGUCUGUGUCUGAGAUGUUAAUGGAUUUUUCAUUUGAUGUUGCACCUUGUUCAAGCUUAAUUACCUGAGCCUGACCCAAACACGUUCCUAACAAGACACUACUGAUUGUAUUUUAAUAGACUCUGGGUCUAGGCUACGAUAUACACACAAAGCACCCUUCAUGUCUGAGCAGUGAUCUUUACCAGGAUGGUGGCGUACAUUUUAUCUGUGCAGUCUGUAAUUACGCUUGUGUUUGUUCCAGAUUUUAACCUGUUUAAACAUGUGCAUAAGUUACUAUUAGAUCAUAAGAGGAAUUGCACCCCCUUGUGCAUGAGCUUGUCUUUCAGAAAGUGAAAGAGGAUAGAAGACAGAGGUGCAAUUAAUCAUGUUUUUGUAAGAUAUUUAUGAGAUAUUUAUCACUUAGUCUGAACACUGCCUUCUGUCAUUUUAACCCAAACCUGUAUGACACGUCAACUCCACAGAUCUCACCAGAAUGCAGUACAUGUUACAGUGUGUUUUUAUCACUCCAACCAUCAAAAAUGUUAAGCAUGAUAAAGAACACAAAUAUGUACAAGUGUGUAUAUUUUUGACUUAACUACAACAUCUGUAUCCUGACCUCCAGGGCUGAAAGAUUGUGGCUGAAUCCCAAUUCACCCCUUGGCCCACCCCCUUACUCCUACCCCUCUGUUUUGCACGUACAUAUGUCCCAAUUCUUAAUUAGUCGGAGGGGAAGGGCUAAGGUGGAGGACUGUAUAGCCCUCGAAAUGGAGAUAUUUCAGGACCACACUACGAAUGGAGGGGUAGGAGAAAUCUCCUAUAAUUCUGUUAGAAUCAUUGGCAAGAUGGAGGUGAACACAACAAAAAAUGUACAGCAGUGGGAUGAAAGAAAUACACAAAUGAACGUAUUUUCUCUGUAAAUAACUUCAUAGUUUGAUCGACCGUUUAAUGCUGUUUCAAUGUGUUAUAGAUCACAUUUCUGCGGUUUAUAGUUGAUAGCCACAAAAAGAUAACCAAAGCCCAUGCAACAAAGACAGUUACAGCUACUGACGGCAUGAUGAAAAUUUUCAGAAACAAAGUUUUCACAUCUGUUAAUAGCGGCAUCAAUGACUGCUGAUGGCAUAACAGGUCACGAAGGGUCGUCCCAUUUCAUGGGACAAUGUUUCAACCCCUAACUCUUGCAGCUCCGUUUGAAGGGGUAGUGUCAAGUGCAAGGGGUAGGGGUAAGGGUUAGGGCUAAGGGGUGAAUUGGGAUUGAGUCGAUGUUUUCAGCCUAGUGAGAUGGUUCUCAACAGCCCAUUUCCACAUUCAUAUCAACUGUACAGCAUGUUCAUAUGUAGUCUCUCAGGUAGUCUGCUACAUAACCCAGCAAAUUACUCUGUCCAUACAAUACACAAAGUGAAUAUUAUUAUAAACAAAACUGUAUGUGUUCGCAUAUAUCAUGUACUUGAAUUUACUUGGUAGCAUUUCAUGUAAUUCUGCUGGCUGAUAGCUGUGUUUCCAUAAAAUGUCGAAUGAAUUGUAAGUGCAAAGUGCAUAAUAUGCAUUGUAUCGUCAGCAGGACACACUGUUGGCUACGUUACACAGUACUUUAAUAAACAUAGUAGGAGAAGCAAUGCAUUCUUUUGUUUAUUUGCAUGUAAAAUGUGAUGACAUGUUUUAACACUUUAAUAGAAUAUCUAGGAAGAUGCAACAACAAUUAAUCACUGGAAUUGUUCACUAUAUCGGAAUUUAUUCCAAAAAUGGCAUCUUGAUUCCUCUAUGUUCAUACUCAGUGACUUUAAAAAUGUACAGUUGUGGAACAGUACAUUUUUUGGGUAAUGUUUCAAAAAUGUCUGACACUAUUUAUUGUUUUUAUUUCACUGUCUUCCACAGUCUGCCAUGCUUUAAUGACUCUUUGUUAUCAAUAAUUCUUCUGUACUGAGCUUGUACAAAUCUAGUAAAGACUGAAUUA
Molecule: messenger RNA, 3104 nt
Organism: Sphaeramia orbicularis (orbiculate cardinalfish)
Lineage: Eukaryota; Metazoa; Chordata; Actinopteri; Kurtiformes; Apogonidae
Product: B2 bradykinin receptor-like
Exons: 2
Coding region: 106-1161 (351 amino acids)
Biological process (GO): cell chemotaxis; calcium-mediated signaling; G protein-coupled receptor signaling pathway
Cellular component (GO): membrane; external side of plasma membrane
Molecular function (GO): C-C chemokine receptor activity; bradykinin receptor activity; C-C chemokine binding
Source: RefSeq, a predicted model, not a curated record